Messenger RNA from Perca fluviatilis (European perch), 1017 nucleotides. Its product is annotated as ependymin-like. The record is from RefSeq and is a predicted model, not a curated record. Gene Ontology annotation, biological process: cell-matrix adhesion. Lineage: Eukaryota; Metazoa; Chordata; Actinopteri; Perciformes; Percidae. Gene Ontology annotation, cellular component: lysosome; extracellular region. The coding region runs from base 84 to 662 and encodes 192 amino acids. Gene Ontology annotation, molecular function: calcium ion binding. The transcript has 6 exons.
ACAGUAUAUAAGGAAGUGACUCCUCUCUCGAGCACCAGAGUGUUUGUGGCUGCCUUACAACAGGGAGCGUGGAAUCCAAAAGUAUGAGAUUCUUAGUAUUGUUACCGUGCUUCCUGGCAGGCUGCCUGGCUCAGAAGCCUCACCCAUGCUCAAGUCCUCCUCUCCUGAGCGGAGCCCUCGCUAUAACCACACAGAAUGAAAAGCUGUGGAGUUAUGCCAAAUACCUGUACGAUGCGAUUGGACAACGGUUCCGGAUCAUGGAGCUAGGCACUUAUGAGAAUAAGUCAUUCAACUACGACGCUCUUCUGCUCUACAAAGAGGUGACCAAAGCAAUGACAUACAAAUUGUUUUUUUUUUUUUUUUGGGGGGGAGGCUCGUCUGGACCUGGACAAGGACUCCUGGUCAACAGUUGGGUUGGAGAUCUGCCAGACAAAUCAGGAAAGUACAUGACCACAGUCACUGAAUUCGGUUGCAUCCCUGUGAGCAGUGAUUACCAGACGAAGGAGUAUGGAUGGUUGGUGACAAGCUUCUUCAACAACGUCAUUGGGAUAGAGGACCCCGGGAAGCUCACCCCUCCAGACUUCUGCCAGGAUGCAGAGCUGAAUGCUGACAGCGAAGAGGAGCCUGUAGACUUCUUCAGCGUGUUCCUCAAAAAGCAUUGAGGCCUUCAGCAUAGCGUUCCUUUAACCAAUGAUUUGCCAUUAAACAAGUGGAGCUACUGAAUCACAGCUUUGUUAGGUGGUAUACAUCACACCUACUCCUGCUAAUAACAUCUUUUUCCAAGCAUCUUGAGUUGAGCAUCUCAGACCAAAUUUUGCAGAAUUUCCCAUAUUUCUUUUGUUUUUUGGGUUGUUUUUUGCAUACACUAUAUCUGUCUUUACCCAACUUAAAGCUGCAUUUAUGAAUGUUUUCAUAGUGACAGUGGGUCCAAAAAUGCCCUCUUUCUAUCAAUAUGCUGAUGUGUGACCAUGUGUAAUUUUUAUCAAUAAAGAACAAUAAACAAAUGCAUACAUUUCA